This is a messenger RNA of Malaclemys terrapin pileata, 5015 nucleotides long. It is a transcript of the gene GGACT, whose product is annotated as gamma-glutamylamine cyclotransferase. Lineage: Eukaryota; Metazoa; Chordata; Testudines; Emydidae. The annotation marks the transcript as partial. The transcript is spliced from 4 exons. The record is from RefSeq and is a predicted model, not a curated record. Gene Ontology annotation, molecular function: gamma-glutamylaminecyclotransferase activity.
ACCCGGAAGCAGCCCAAGGAGCCGGGAGCAGCCGGGCGGAGGGACGUUCCGCGCAGGGAAGAAGCGUCGCAGGCAGCCAGGCUGGCGGUCUGUGACCAAACAAGGGGAAAAGCAGGUCUCUCCCAGACAGGAGUGAUCGUCCCACCUGUCUCCAAUGAAAUUAAGCAAGCUCUGGUAACCAGGAAAAUCAAGAAUAGUGAGCUCUGUGUAGCUCAACAAGCCUUGGUUCUCCUCUCCAGAGGACUUGUCAGUCCAUCUUCCAUAGUGAUUGUUCCUCAUCAAAGAUUACAUGAUGGGUUACCAGUAUGCUGCCAAGAUCCAGGUAGAGUGGCUCGUGUUUUUGUGUAUGGAACCCUUAAAAAAGGCCAGCCCAACUACCAGCACAUGAUAAAUGGUACCCAUGGGAGAACAAAAUUCCAAGGCAGGGGACGCACCGUGGAGAAAUACCCUUUGGUGAUUGCAGGAAAAUAUAACAUUCCUUUUUUGCUGAACAUCCCAGGAACUGGACACCAUGUUACUGGAGAGAUUUAUUCUGUUGAUGACCAGAUGCUGCAAUUCCUUGAUGAAUUUGAAGGUUGCCCAGACAUGUAUCAACGUACUCCAGCGAGAAUUGUAGUAGUAGAGUGGGAAGGUAAAAGCAGUGCACCUGAAGAGAGGCCAGCUGGUAACAGCAUUAUGGAAUGCUUUGUGUACAGCACAACUACCUACCAGCCAGAGUGGAUAAAUCUCCCUUACUAUGACAAUUAUGAUUCCUUAGGGAAUCAUGGUCUUCAUUAUGUGCUACGUGAAAGUAGAGAUUAAAAAUGGAAGGUAACACAAUGUAUUAAGAAAAUGCACUAAACACAUGUUGAUCACAAGCCUCUCUCAAGUAAAUCUAGAAUACUUUUAUUGAAGCACCUAAGACCUUUUGUAACCUUUCUAACCACAAAAGCAUUGAUUCUAAGGGCUGGUCCACACUAACCCCCCACUUCGAACUAAGAUACGCAACUUCAGCUACGUGAAUAAUGUAGCUGAAGUCGAAGUAUCUUAGUUCAAACUUACCACGGGUCCACACACGGCAGGCAGGCUCCCCCGUUGACUCCAUGUACUCCUCUCAUGGAGCAGGAGUACCGGUGUCGACGGUGAGCACUUCCGGGAUCGAUCCCAGAAGAUUGAUUGCUUACCUCCGGGUCCGGAGGUAAGUAUAGACGUACCCUAACAUCAUUAUAAUAGAGAUACAGACUCUAAUGCCAAGCCUGGCAAAAUUUUACUUGUUCCCUCGGCCAAGAUGAAUAAUUGUUUUUGAUUGGUGAGCAAAAUACUUUGUGUUUGGGUUUUUUCUUUCUUUUGUAAAAUCAAGGUAAAAGGGCAGCUGAGUAGAAGGAGUCUUCACGCUAACUGGUAAAGUUUCAUGUCAGUUUUGUAAAACUGGUAAAAUCCUGCUACUGCAAGAUAAUGAAAUAUGGCUGAUUUCAGUAUAUUGGAAAAACAGCUCAGAUUACUUCACGACACUCCUCAGUCAGUAUGUCUCAAAAGAAAACAAUUACAUCCAUGUCAAAUGCUGUAAGAAAAAAAAAAAAAAGCGAUAGAAAAUGUAGUAAAGAGAAUUAAAAAAGCCCGAAAAUAGAAUGAACUUCUCACUGUGAGGUGUAACAAACUCUGCUGAAUUUUGUCUGUUAAAGCUAACUUGAUUGUAACAAUUGUUUGUAAGAUCCCCUGGGUUUAUAAAAUGUAUUAGGAUAAAAUCUUGGGAAUGUACAGGAGUUAAAUUUAAAAUGUGUUUAUUUUGUCCCACUAGACCAUACCAGCACUUUUGGUGCCAUUACAGUCUACUGAGUAAAUGUUUGCUCAGGGACUUGGUAAAAGCUGAUUUUAGCUGCCCCAUAUAUUAUAGGACUGUUUUAGCAAAGUACUUAGUGAUAUAAUAGCUCAUAAGUCUCUAGGAAAUCUUUAAUGCAAAAAUCACAAAUACAUGAAACUGAACUGUUUUUUUGGUAAGCAAAGACCUUCUUUAAUAUUUUUUAAAUGUAAAAAAGGAUUUAGUCCUUUUUCUUUUGCACUAUUUAGGCAAACACUUUUUUCUCUUGCUGCUUGAUACCGAGUAGGUCCUCUACUUUGCAUGUAAUAUUCACAGAGCACAUGUUACAUUCAUUGUACAAACCUGUCAAUGAGGGGAGGGUGUGUGUAUGAAAUGUAAUCUGUAGAAUAAGCCAAAUUACACUUGCAGUGUGGUUCCUUGUACUGGGGAUAUAUCAUCAAGGUUAUAUACGAGGGAUCAGAAACCUUUGGCAUGCGGCUUGCCAGGGUACGCCCCUUGGCGGGCUGAGCCAGUUUGCUUACCUGCCACGUCUGUGGGUUCGGCUGAUCACGGCUCCCACUGGCUGUGGUUUGCUGCUUCAGGCCAAUGGGAGGGACAGGAAGCAGUGGUCACUGCUUCUGAUGACAAUGGGAGAUUUGCAAACUGAUCCAGGGAACAAUAUGUUCUUAUUAAAUAAUUGUAACGUUGUAUGCAGAAUCACAUGGAAAAAUUAUACAGGGUACGUUUAACCAUGCCACUAAGAUCACUAGGGCUUUUAUUUGAGGCUGCCUGACCGUUUUUCUUCAAAACUGUAAGGGCUAAAAACAUUUUUACUGAAACUUGGAAGAAUCUUGCAUGGUUUCUUGCUAAAUAUCUCAAGCAGACAGUUCUAUCACAUACUGCUGUAAAACUAGGACAUUGGAAUGGAUACACUGUUGAAUACUGAAUUAAGUAUCGUGAUGCUUGACCAAGUAAAGUGGUCAGAGUAUAGGACAGGGAGGGGCCAUGUCUACAUUACAAUCUAGGUUAGUAAUUACUGGGGUGGCUGAUGUCCACACUACUCACCAGGAGCACUUCCAUUGAGGAGACCCAGGGCUGUCAGCUCCCCAGUAGGAUUGGGGGGAAGCCACACCCAGAGUCCAGUCAGGGAACUGAGAGCCCUGGGGGAGACAGCUGAUGUAAGUAACGUAGUGUCUACGUUGACACUGCAUCGCCCUAACUACACUGCCAUAAGCCCUAUGCCUCUGGUGGAGGUGCAGUUGGAGUUAUGUGGGUGUAGUAGGUAUCCUAUUGGCCAGAGCAAGGCUGUAGUGUAGACAGUGACUUAAUUAGGUUGACAUAAGUUGCCUUAUGUUGACCUAACUAUAGCAUAGGUUAGGACUUAGUCAGGAUAGGCUUCAGGCCUGCGGAAAUUACUCUUUCUGUGGCCUUAGACAAAUCACUAAGGGCUUGAGGUAGAAAUAACUCAGAAAUCACGGACAUACUCUCAGCCAAACUGCAGAUAGCCCAGUAGUAAGGUUCUAAUGUCACUUUCACCCUGAAAUGAAAAUACCUCUUGGAUCAAACACUUCAAAGUGGGCCUUUGACUUUCAUUUUCUGUUAGAAAUUUUCUUCAAUGGGAUUUAGGUAAAUUUCUAUCUAAAUCACUUAAAUAAUUUUGAAAAUUUUACCCUUCUCCAUUAUGGAGGAGCCACAGGCAUGCUAGAUAGGAGGAGGAGGAGAUCUUUCUAGUAAUUGUAAUGGUUAGCUACUAUAGACACUAGGUGAGAAACUGGUGGCAUUCCUACCCAAAGCAAAACAAACUACUACUACUCCCCUCCUAGGGACUCUCUUGGGUAGCAGUACAAUCCAGAGCAGGGCUGAUGACAGAAUUAGGCUCACAGGAUAAACACUUCAUAGACUAUCAGGGUUGGAAGGGACCUCAAGAGGUCAUCUAGUCCAACCCCCUGCUCAAACUUGAACUGAGACUGCAGAAACCAGGUUUGUGGGAGCUGCACACAGCAGGCUUAGGGUUUAAUGCAGUCUUGUAACUGCGGGUGGGGUGGGGUGGAAAGAAACCUCUGCAAAACUACCUAAAGUGAGGAUUCAGCUCCAUGGCAGACAGUCUUUAAAUGUGGGACCUGUUUACUUUCAGGGUGAUCGCUGCCAUUCAAGAGAGCAGGGGGGUGCUGCUGGGCAAAGGUCAGUAACCACUAUCUACAGCAGCAUGUUAGGAUGCUGGAGAAAUUAAUUUUAGUUUGGAAUAAAGUAUAAACAAAGAUCCAACUUCAACUGAUGAUUCAAAGUAGUUUCAGAUUUAGUACAACUUUCUUUCCCUCUGGUUAUUUGUAAGUAAAAUAAUGCAAUUCUUAUACUGCAGCUUUACAAGAACAUGUUUAAGCAGAGCAUAAGUUACCAGUUUGGUAACAACUUUCAGUAAACACUCUGGCUCACGCUUCCUUUUGCCUGCAGUAGACAGUAAUUACAAAUGCUCUUUUGUUUUAAAAUCAAUUGAAAAUGUUCUGCACAAAAUACACCUGAUUACUACCUCAGCUGGCCUGAGGCUCUAGAAGUAAUGUGAGGAAGUGUGGGGGGUUUUCACCAGGAAUCUCAGUUCUUUCAGCUUUGUAAGAACCACAGUAGGUUACUGGAGACAUACAUACAUUCAUUUUUACCAGUCAGGAAUAUAGACUUGCUUCUCUUCCUUUAUAGCAUCAACCAGCGAUGGACUAUGUUUAGAACAUCUGCUGCAUCUUUUUUUUUUUUUGUCUUGGUGGUGGUAGACUUGUUCCACAUUUUCGAGGUAGAGGCUUCAAAAUUCUAUGCCUUACAAUGCAUCUGAACAGAAAUCAAGCACUUAGUAGUUAUUGUUUAGGGGAAAUUGCUCUGUUUACUCCCUGAUUACUUUUUCACUUUUAUCAACUAUUCUGUACAGUGGAGCUCAUGCACAUUUGAAAUGGCAGUGGCUGACACUGAAUAUUAUGUACUUUAAAAUACAUUCAAAGAGGCUUUACUUAAGCAGAAAUGUUCAAUUUUUAUUGAUUUGUAUUUGAUACUGAAAAUCAGGAGAAUUACAAAUCUUAUAUGUACAAUUAUUUAUAGAAAUAAAAAUCUGACAUCCAUUGACGGUCUUAAUAUUUGUCUGCUGGAUAGAGAAUGUCACUCAAAUACGACUGUGUAACAAUUGCUCCAUAGGAAUGUCUGUUUUACAACCUUCAUUUUACAUGCUGGAGAUAAAUAAAGAGUUAAUUGAACUGUA